This is a messenger RNA of Drosophila biarmipes, 1459 nucleotides long. RefSeq lists its product as uncharacterized. Lineage: Eukaryota; Metazoa; Arthropoda; Insecta; Diptera; Drosophilidae. Bases 109 to 1338 code for a protein of 409 amino acids. The transcript has 2 exons. The record is from RefSeq and is a predicted model, not a curated record.
AAUGCUUCUUUUAUAUUUGUGUUGUGUAAAAAAAUUUUAUUGUUUAAUGUGUAAUUUUCCCAGAAAAAUUUAGAAAAUAUUUCCUAAAUUAUUUGUUUACAUAAGACGAUGGCCAACAAUUCCAAUGUAAGGAAGGUGAUGCAAGUGUCCGAGGAGGCGGCACCCGCUGUGCAUAUUCCCGUAAUGGUGGGCAAUGAGAUCUUCGUGCUCACCCAACAGGAUGUACGUCGCGUGGAGGACAUCCGCAUGCUUACCUACAGUCGGCUGGGAUCCAACGGACAGCUCUGUCCCCUGGACUCGACUCCUCCAGCGCCCGUGGCUUUCUCACUGCCCACCCCGACGAAUCUCUGUACUCUGGAGGAUCUUAUUGCACAAACCACGCGGAAGAAAGUGAACUUUCAGAUGGACGUCAACCAUGAUGCGGGUGCAAGGAACUCUUUGAACACAGCCAAUUCUCCUUGCCCCUUCCUGCAGCCCGUGUCUUCCCAAACAAGGACAGUUGCCAGCGUGUCCACUCAAUUGGGUUGGUCCAAGAACAAGGCAGGAUUGGACCCCGUUUUUCCACUUUGCUACAGUGCGGCCACCUCGACAAGUGGCCUGAUGACGAACACCGGCUGCCAGCACUGUCCCAGGACCCAGACGCACCACUCGAGCUGCCAAACACAGAACUAUACUAGUGCAACUCCUGCUGUAAAAGAAGAGACGCCUCCGAAUGCGAGUUGCCAAACUCAAACAACUCCCAAUGUGCAGAAGAAACCACCUCAGGACUCGGCUUGCCCAACUCAGAACUAUCGUAGUUCGAAUCCCAUAGUGAAGAAGGAGACGCCGCAGAACGCGGCUUGCCAGACCCAGAGAUCUUCCAGUCCAAAUCCCGUUCUGAAAAAGGAGGCACAGAACUCGGCUUGCCAGACGCAGGCGAAGACUUUCUCCACAGGCUGCAAUACCUCAUUCAGUCACUUGAGUAUGAAGUCCUCCGCCGAGUCAUAUACUUCGGAUGAAUGCCCAUAUACGACGUCGGAGGAGAGCCAGCAACACUGUGGGCACUGCAAGUCCCAACAGACCUGCGUGGAACAUGAUAUGAUGGCGCAAGUACGACCUCAGGAGCAGCCUCGCACAUCGCGACAAAUUCACUUUGAUUUCGGUCCACAAGAUCGAAAUAGCCACUGCUUUGAAAGGAAUUCGAGUACUCUGCCAUUGGACAGGCUUGCGGAUUGUUAUAGGUCAACUCCACUGAGUAGAACUCUCUAUCCACGAACCCUCAGCAAAUCUCCAGUUUCUACAGCAGUAAGGCAACCAACAGGGCACAUCGAGCGCAAUUCGGACUUCGAUGAACUAUGAAUGGAAUGCAGGUACAAGAAUCCACAUCAGAGACCUUGUACUUUUCCUAAACACUUUUACAUUUCUACUUUCUUAAUAUGAUAUUUUCGGAGCUCAUAAAACAUAUAUUCCUCAACAUCUA